GUUGAUUGCGUGGGGAACAAAUGUGCAGGAGCGCGGGUGUUGGGGGAAGCAGCGUGGAUGAGCACCGUCUCCUUGGAUCCGAGGUGUUGGGGGCCGAGGAGCUAUCCGAAAUGAAUAAAGAUGCACAACUCCGAGCAACAAUAAACCAGAAACUGAUAGAAACAGGCGAACGAGAACGACUGAAGGAGUUGCUCAGAGCAAAACUCACUGAAUGUGGAUGGAAAGAUCAGUUAAAAGCGCACUGCAAAGAUGUGAUCAGAGAAAAAGGAUUGGAACAUGUUACAGUAGAUGAUUUGGUGGCAGAAAUAACUCCAAAAGGAAGAGCCCUGGUGCCAGACAGCGUGAAGAAGGAGCUUUUGCAGAGAAUAAGGACCUUUCUUUCUCAGCAUGCCAGUCUCUAAACUUGAUGCCCAAAUUAGUUUGCCACUGCUUUAUUAUUUCAGACUAUGAAUUUAAUCAAUCAUCAAAAUGGCUCCCAUUUGAAGCUGCACAGUUUUAAUUUUGUGAUCAGCUUUGUGACAAUUUUUGAUACAUUUAUUGUUGUAUUUUUUACGUUCUCAGCCACGAUUCAAAAGCAGCUUUUUUUACUCGCCCUCCAAUCUUUUUCUUGGUAUGUUUAAAAAAUGUUUGUUGAAAUAAAGAUAUUUUGAAACGA
Molecule: messenger RNA, 655 nt
Organism: Leucoraja erinaceus (little skate)
Lineage: Eukaryota; Metazoa; Chordata; Chondrichthyes; Rajiformes; Rajidae
Gene: eny2
Product: ENY2 transcription and export complex 2 subunit
Exons: 5
Coding region: 21-401 (126 amino acids)
Biological process (GO): poly(A)+ mRNA export from nucleus; positive regulation of DNA-templated transcription; regulation of transcription by RNA polymerase II
Cellular component (GO): nuclear pore; SAGA complex; DUBm complex
Molecular function (GO): transcription coactivator activity; chromatin binding
Source: RefSeq, a predicted model, not a curated record